Molecule: messenger RNA, 4721 nt
Organism: Spirodela intermedia
Lineage: Eukaryota; Viridiplantae; Streptophyta; Magnoliopsida; Alismatales; Araceae
Source: the annotation of a GenBank genome assembly
AUGGGGAGUGUGUCGGACGAGGAUGGGAGCGAUCAGCAGAGUGAACGGUGUGGAAGCUACAGUCUGAGUGCCGAUGUCAGCGAGUCCGAGAGCUCCGGUGACUUCUGUGCCCGCCAGUACGCCGGCGACCCUGGACCUUCGGGCUCCCUGCUAUCGUCGCCGGUUUCGGCGGCAGUUGGCCAUAAUGCUGCACCCACAUUCUCUCUGGCAGCAGGCCCGAUGACGUCAGGGAUCAGCGAGGGAAGGUUGCUCGUGUGGGAAGGGAAGACGGAGAAGACAGAAGUAGAUUUAUCUGGUGCAUUCCAUUCUGUUGCUAUUCUCUUGUUCGCUUACCUUCUUGUUUUUAGUUUAGAUGAGGGGACGGUCCUCUGCUACUUCUGAGGAUUGAAGAUCUGUUGUGCCUCUGGUUCUGACGACCUCCAGUUUUGUUAUAAUUAGAAUUUUCCAUUCUGCAGAAGUGGAGAUGAUGAAGGAGCGAUUUGCUAAACUCUUGCUUGGGGAGGACAUGUCCGGAGGCGGGAAGGGCGUAUGCACCGCUCUUGCCAUCUCCAAUGCCAUCACUAAUCUCUCGGGUACCGGAUUUUAUCAUCAAUGUUCUAUUGAUCUAGCCUUGCGGAAUUUCCAGAUAAAAUGGGAGUAAUCGAGUUUGUUGUUUCCCAUUUUUGCCAUGCUGUUGGAAAUGGUGCAGCCACCGUGUUCGGAGAGCUAUGGAGACUAGAACCACUAGCGCCGCAGAAGAAGACAAUGUGGCAGAGAGAGAUGGGCUGGCUGCUGAGCGUGUGUGACUAUAUCGUGGAGCUGAUUCCUUCUUUUCAGGAGUUCCCUGGUGGAGGAACCUUUGAAGUGAUGGUCCCUUGUCCCCGCUCUGACCUAUACAUGAAUCUUCCAGCUCUUAAAAAACUUGAUACUAUGCUCCUUAGUAUACUGGACGGUUUCUGCGACAAGGAUUUCUCGUAUGUUGACAGGGAGAUUUUAGUUGCUGAUGCUAAUGAUGGUAAGAACACUGCAUAUCCAUUAUCCUCCUUUGAGAGGCUAUCACCCAGGCAGGAAGAGAAAUGGUGGCUUCCAUGCCCCAGGGUUCCGCCAACUGGGCUAUCAGAGGAUUCCAGGAAACGAUUGCAACAAUGUAGAGAUUGUGCCAACCAGAUUCUCAAGGCAGCUAUGGCAAUUAAUAGUGGGGUACUUGCUGAGAUGGAGAUCCCUGAUGUAUACUUGGAAACUUUGCCCAAGGUAAUGUUCAAGCUGAAUGUUGUCGAGCCUGUUUUGAUUUUGGUGCUUCUGAGUUGUGUAAUUGGUAUCUGGUUAUGUUCCUGUUAAUUUGACGCUAUGCUGUAUUGAGUGUCAUUCAUAUCUAGGUUUAGCUUUGGUGCAAAUUUUAUGAUGAAGUUUAUGCUUUAUAAGGUAGAAACGGUAAUGUUUGUGGUCCUAGGCCUUUUUUCUGAUUUUAGAUAGAUUAUUCGAUCGUCAGUGAGUAGUAAUUAUAUUUGUAUUCACAAUUGUGGUUUUCUCCGCGGAAAAAUGAAAUUAUUAUUCAAUAAAAUUGUGACGUAUCAGCCCCUGCACCUUAUUCGGUUGGUUUUAUGGCGGUUUCCUAAGGGCAUAGAUUAUUAGAUUGCAGUUAUUGCUGUUGUGCCCGAUUUCAUUAACUUUUAGAAUGGUAGAAAAUUUGGCAAAUUAUUACUGUCUGUCCCUUCCUGGGGCUUUUUAUUUGCCUCUCGAAAACUCGGCAUGAGAGUGUGCUUAGUGAUAUUUUUGGUUUCUCACCUGCCAUUAGUCGCUUUUUUUCUUAGGGAUCUGCAUUUUAUCUUUUGAUAGAACGGUUUUCUUCUUAUUAUGACGAAUCUAAAUGUGACCAGCCUUGCUUCCUGAACUACAAGCUACUGUGCCUUGAUUGAAUGCUAGUACGAAAACCAGGAAUUUCUGGGGAAAUUAAGAAAGUCACCUAAAAUCUUUCAAACGUAAAUCCUUGCUGAUCUUCAUUUUCUGAAAGGCAAGCUGUCAGCACACUUGGUCACAAACCCUGUUGGUAGAAUUUGUCAAAAAAUUCCCUUAAGGCAAUCGUCUUAGAAUUCUAGGAUUAUGUUGUGUUCCUUAUUCAUCAAUUUCGCAUGUUGAACAUAGUUUGUGUGUUUUACGGUUCUAUUUAAUGAUAUGUAUGCUUCUUUGGUAACUUAGAGUUUGUCCAGGAAGCUGCGGAAAACGUUUCUGUAGAAGAAGCUAAAAAUGUCAUCAUUUCUCGAGGUUAUUUUGGGUGAGUUUAAACUCAAUCGAAGCCCAAUUGGUUUCUGCAAGACAUGCUCCACACUUUUCUGUACCUUCCUUGUUUGCCAGAGAGAGAUGUUCUAUUUAAAGGGCGGUCAUAGGUUUUCCCUAAAUCGAGUCAUGCAAAGCUCUGGGUAAUCUGUUGCCACACUCUGUUGAGUUAUCAUGUAUGCAUCAUACUAUUAAUUCACCCGAGGAAUUCGAUCAUCUGUGCAACGGCCAUGUCAGACAAUCUUAAUGCAUGGAAGAUGUCGCUGUUACCUACAAUGAGGUUGUAAGCUUUUUGGCCGGUCGGUAUGCGUUCCUUUGAAAAGCUUGUGUGGGAAGGAGGACAACGGUGAGCAGAUUCGUAUUCUUUCAAUGGGGAAGGUUCAUAUUCUGUGUUAUAAUUUCUCUUGGCGGCAACUGUUUUAUGAAUCAGCGACAGAAGAUAUUUUAAUUUCUAUCAUUGGCUGCCAAAAGUAUGAGAUGCUCAUCAAUGUAUGUUUUUGGAACAGAGUGAAGAAACCGAUGUUGCCAAGUGAGAGUUUUUAGAAUGCAUAGGUUAUUCAAUUAUCUUUCUAUGAAUAUAGGAGUUCUUCACGAGUCAUUGCGAACUGUGGUGGGUGACCGCUUUGAUCUACUAGAUACCUUGGCUUGGAAUGUAGAAAUGGGCAAUGAAGCCGAUUUCUUGGAGCUUUUAAAGAACUUGACUGUAUACAUUUCAUUUGGAUGGUUGCAGUGAUUCUCAAACUUUCCUUCUGAUUUUUUUCUCUUUUUUAUUUUUCCUGGCUCACUGUUCAAGUAUAAAACGCGAUCCAGAGUCAAAAGUUGUUUAAAGAGCUACUUGUAAACAUUCAUGUCCUGCCAUCCUCCAUUUCACCGUUGGGCAGCGAAAGGAGAACAAUAAUUAUCCAUUUAUAAAUGCGGAUCCCAACCCACAAUCGCUCCUAUUGUCAUUCCCACGGCCCCUUUCUAAUCAUGCAUCCUUGGAGGAUGCAUGCAAGGUUUUGGACUCUGAUCGUCGUUCUUGGCUAUUUCACUUGAAGACUUUGAUACUCGACAAGCGAUGGGAAAUGUUAUCUUUUUUAUUCCAGUUGCUUUAUUUUGUUGAGAAUUGUUUCAUAUGUUCUGUUGCCUGGUUUUAUAUUGAUUUUAGUAAAUUAUAAAUGCUUCCCGAAUUUUGAUAUCCUAUUGAGUACUGAUCUCACGAAAUAACUUGCGGCUGCUCUUCUUAACUAAGAUUCGACUGAUAGAUGCGCCGCAAAAGUGUUCUCAGGUUUUCUAACCUAUGUGAGAUUCAACUUCACUAUGAAAAAUGCUCUUAGCUCCCUGUGUUAGAUAUCCUAGAACUGAAUCCCGUUUCAUGAACUCAUAUAAACCUUCUACAAUGCUGCGUCGUUGUUGCCUGGUCUCUUCUUCAUUUUUCCAAGUAUUUUCCUUUUCUACUGAUCUCUGCGGGCUUUAUUCUAGUGUUUGUGCAAAUCUGCUCUCUCUCUCUCUAUAUAUAUAUAUAUAUAUAUGUAUGCAUGAAUCGAAAAUUUAGUCGUAAAAUCUCAUUGUUCUCUCUCGUGGCAGACCGGCAAAUCCUGCUUGGGCGAGAUCAUCUACCGGUACAUCACGGCGGAGCAGUUUUCUCCAGAAUGCCUGCUGGACUGCUUGGACCUAUCAUCGGAGCACCACGCGGUGGAGAUUGCGAACAGGAUCGAGACAGCCAUACACGUCUGGGGCCAGAAGGACUGGAAGAGGCACCACGCCCACAACGGGAAGGCCAAGAAAUCAUGGAGCGGGAAGAUCAAGGGCCUCGUGAGCGACACAGAGAAGAACCAAUGCCUUGCGGAGCGCGCCGAGGGCCUCCUGCAGAGGCUGAGACUACGACACCCCGCCCUCCCCCAGACCGUUCUCGACAUGAACAAGAUUCAAUACAACAAGGUAAAGAAGAGGAUCGAUCGCUUCAAUACAACAAGGCAAGUUAGUCGUCGUGGAGUUGCCUAUAUAAUGGGUGGAGCGUGGUCUCGCAGGACGUGGGGCAGUCGAUCCUGGAGAGUUACUCGAGGGUAAUGGAGAGCCUGGCCUUCAACAUCAUCGCGAGAAUCGACGACGUGAUCUACGUGGACGACGCAACGAAGAGAUGCUCGGCGGCAGAGACGGCGCCGCCGCCGCUGUUCAACGUGGCGGGGGGUUGCUUCGGAGGACUCCCCAUCCAGAAGAAGAUAUCGCCCAGUCCCUUCUCAGGGCAGGACACCCCGUGCACCUCGCCGUUCGCCACGCCCGCCUUCUGCUCUUCCACGCCUGUCACCGGUAGCCCCGGCACGGAGCUGUCGCGGCGCAAAGACGGCUGCCUCCAGGGCGAGCCGGAGGGGAAGCCCGGAAGGUUGCUGGUGCCGGCCGACGUGGAGCGGCUCUGGGCGUCGUACACAGGUAACCUGAGCGCCGCCGGCAAGGACUCGAGGGGCGGCGCCGCCCCUGAGCGAGACUGA